AUGCAUAGAUGGCACAAGCACAUCCGAAUCGCGACGCGGCGUGCAGGGCACCGUGACGGACCCGGCCGCGGAGGAAACGGACCGCUCGGACCGCUCGUCUUCCGAGGAAGUGCUUAUAACGCGCACGCCAUCGUCGACCUUCCCCACCAAUCUCUUAUCGAUCCCAACCUUGAAGUUGUCAUGUCUGCCGGAGGUCCGAGAAUCAAACUCAACAACGGCACUGAGAUUCCAGCGAUUGGGCUCGGGACCUGGCAGUCGAAACCUGGCGAAGUCGCAGAAGCUGUGGCCUACGCCAUUAAGGAGGUGGGGUACCGACACAUCGAUUGCGCCUGGGCGUAUGGGAACGAAAAAGAGGUCGGCGAAGGAAUUCGUGCCUCUGGUAUCCCUAGGUCGGACAUCUUCAUCACUAGCAAGCUCUGGGGAACCUGGCACAGCCGUGUCGAAGAAUGCCUUGACCAGACGCUUGCUAAUCUUGGAACUGAUUAUCUCGAUUUGUAUCUCGUUCACUGGCCGGUCCCACUGAAUCCCAAGGGAAAUCACCCCCUUUUCCCAUUGCUUCCAAAUGGAAAACGCGACGUAGACCAUAGCUGGGAUCUGAAAGACACUUGGAAGCAAAUGGAGGCUGUUUUGAAAAAUGGCAAGGUGAAAACAAUCGGAGUCUCGAAUUUUUCGGAGGCUAAACUUGAGGAAAUCCUCCCGACUGCAGAAAUAAUUCCUGCCGUUGACCAGCUGGAGCUCCAUGUGUACAACCCACAGCACAAGCUCAUUACUUACCUGAAAUCGAAGGGAAUAGUUCCCCAGGCAUAUUCUCCCCUAGGAUCCACCAAUUCGCCCCUCAUCGCGGACGAAGAAGUCGUCAAGGUUGCGGUCAAACAUGGCCUGCAGCCUGCGGACGUUCUGGUGGGAUACCUGAUCAAGAAGGGAAUCGUCGCGCUUCCCAAGUCCGUCACUCCUGCACGCAUUUCAUCCAACUUUACGGGGGCACUAGCCGCUGCGGAGAAGCUUGAAGCCGUUGAUAUCGAGCACCUCGACGGCCUUGCGGCCGCGGGGAAGCAGAAGAGGUUUAUCACACCUCCCUGGCCCGUCGAACUUGGAUUCGAGCAUUGGCCCCAGCUGCUUUAA
Cyclocybe aegerita is the source of this 1122-nucleotide messenger RNA. The record is from the annotation of a GenBank genome assembly. Lineage: Eukaryota; Fungi; Basidiomycota; Agaricomycetes; Agaricales; Hemipholiotaceae.